Messenger RNA from Silurus meridionalis, 3254 nucleotides. RefSeq lists its product as uncharacterized. Lineage: Eukaryota; Metazoa; Chordata; Actinopteri; Siluriformes; Siluridae. The transcript has 30 exons. Gene Ontology annotation, molecular function: carbohydrate binding. Bases 6 to 3254 code for a protein of 1082 amino acids. The record is from RefSeq and is a predicted model, not a curated record.
AUGCCAUGGACUUGCAGAGAAUCCACAAUUUAAGAGACUUUCGCUGGUUCUGUUCCAACACCUGCUUCCACUCUGGACACCAGCAAAUCUCCAAUCCAAUAAUUCCUUAUGUUGGACCAAUUAUAUCUGAGGGAUUAAAACCAGGAAUGGCUCUUUAUGUUCAAGGGGCUGUUCCUGAUAAUGGCAAACAGUUUUCAAUCAAUUUCCAAACAGGCCAGAAUAAAUUUGAUGACAUCGCAUUUCACUUCAAUCCCCUGAUCGGUGAAUAUGUAUAUUUGAACAGCUUCCAAAAUGGAAACUGGGAGGUGAAGGAAAGUGUCCCUGAUGAGUCCUUCACCAGAGGAGCAGCCUUCAAUAUGUUCAUUGCCAUUAAGGCAGAUGGUUAUGAGGUUUAUGUGAAUGACUUAAAACAGUCCACGUUCCAGCAUCGCAUUCCUUUAGAGAAAGUUACUACACUCGCCAUUUGUGGAGAUGUUAACAUUGAGUUUUUUGGUUUAUGCGAAAACUGGAGAAGAUCUUUCUUCACAGAGCAAGCAAUUACAAGCACAGUGAGCUCAUUGUCAAACAUGUUAACAAUCCCUUCAGAGGUGUCCCAUCAAGUCAUUCAGCCUGUACUUCCACAUGUGGGUAAAAUCAGGGACAAGCUAAAACCAGAGAUGGCAAUUUUUUUCCAAGGAGUUCUUCCUGCACAUCCAAAAGAGUUUGAGAUAAAUUUACAGACUGAUAGUGAUGACAUCGCUUUUCACUUCAACCCUCACAUUGGGCAAUAUGUCCACCUGAACAGCUUCAGAAAUAGGCUUUGGGAGAAGGAGGAAUGUGUCCCAGAUGAAAUCUUUACCAAAGGAGCAGCUUUCUAUAUGUUUGUUUUCAUUACUUCAGAAGGUUAUGAGGUGUAUGUGAAUGGCUUGCAGCAGUGUAUGUUUAGACAUCGCAUUCCUCUAGAGAAUGUUUCAACAAUUAGCAUUUAUGGAGAUGUUACAAUCCCCAUCUAUGGUUUUAUUAAUAACUGGAGCAAAUCCUUUACCUUUAUGGACCUUUUAAAAAUCACAGGCAUGGACAUCUCAUUUUCGAGCAUGCUACCCAUCCUAUCAGAGGUUUCACAUCCAGUUAUCCUUCCUACACUUCCCUAUGUGGGUACAAUUAAAGGGGGCAUAAAACCAGAUAUGGCUGUAUUCUUUCAAGGCACUCUUCCUGCACAUGCCAAAAGGUUUGCAAUAAAUUUCCAAACUGGGCAGUCUGAUAGCGAUGACAUCGCUUUCCACUUCAGCCCUCGCAUUGGUCAAUAUGUCCACCUGAAUAGCUUUAGAAAUGGCAGCUGGGAAAAGAAGGAAACUGUACCUGAUAAACCCUUCACCAAAGGAGCAGCUUUCAACAUGUUUGUCACCAUCAAUUCUGAGGACUAUGAGGUCCAUGUGAAUGGUGUGCACCUUUGUACAUUUAAGCACCGCGUUCCUUUAGAGAACGUUACUACCCUUGCUAUUUUUGGAGAUAUUUCGAUUGCCAUUUAUGGUUUCAUUGACAACUGGAGUAGAUCACCUUUAUGUAUGGACCAAUCAAAAGUCACAGAACGUAGGAGCUUGUUGUCAAAACAGCUGUCCAUUCUGUCAGAGGUUUCACAUCCAGUCAUUCAGCCAGCACUGCCUUAUAUGGGUACCAUUAAAGAAGAUAUAAAAUCAGAUAUGGCUGUUCUGUUCCAUGGGGCUGUUUCCAAAUAUGGCAAAAGCUUUGAGAUAAAUCUUCUGACAGGAGACUCUGGUAAUGAUGACAUUGCUUUUCACAUCAGUUCCCAAAUUGGUAAAUCUUUGGCCCUAAACAGCUUCAUAAAUGGCAGCUGGGAGACUGAGGAAUAUGCAACUGACAAUCCCUUCACUAAAGGAGCAGCGUUUGAUUUGGUUGUUGUUAUCACCUCGUUUGGCUAUGAGCUAUAUGUCAACAACUUGCAACAUUGUACAUUCAAACAUCGAAUUCCUGUGAAGAAAGUUUCUACAUUUGGUAUUCGUGGAGAUGUUACCAUUAACUAUUUUGGUUUGAUUGAAGAACUUCCAGAUGAUGGUGUAACCUUAAAAGAAAUAAAGACAGACAUUGAUGUAAAUUUUGAAGUGGUUCAUCUAGAAGAUUCCACUGAUGCAAUGGACAUCAAACUUACUGAACAUGGAACUGAAAACUCAACUGAAUCCUGCAUAGUAACAGAAAGUAAAGAAAUCGUAGACAUGUCAUUUACCAUUGAGAGCCUGAUAGACAUCCCAUCAGAAAUUUCACAUCCAGUCAGCAAACCUGAACUUCCAUAUGUAGGUGUAAUUCAAGAAGGAUUAAAGACAGAUAUGGCUGUAGUCUUUCAAGGAGAUCUUCCAGCAGAUGCCAAAGAAUUCACAAUAAAUUUAAAGAGGGGUGAGAGUGAGGGGGAUGACAUCGCUUUCCACAUCAACCCUCGAAUUGGUGAUGUAGUCGUGCUAAACAGCUUUAGAAAUGGUAGUUGGGAGGAAGAGGAACAUGCUUCUAUCACAGCCUUUUCUAAAGAAGCAGCCUUAAAUAUGUUCAUCAUCAUCAGCUCAGAGGGAUAUGAGGUCUUUGUGAACGGUUUGCAACAGUUUACAUUCAAGCACCGCUUUCCUGUAGAGGACGUUUCUACACUUGAUAUUUCUGGAGAUGUUACAAUCAACUACUUUGGAUUUGUUGAAAAUUGGAGUGAAUCCUCAAUGUUUGUGAAACUGAAUGAAAUUCAAGACGUGUCUAUUACUUCCGAGAGUGUAAUCGAUGUCCCAUGUGAGAUUUCACAGACAAUCAGCAAACCUGAACUUCCAGAUGAUGGUGUAACCUUAAAAGAAAUAAAAACAGACAUUGAUGUAAAUUUUGAAGUGGUUCAUCUAGAAGAUUCCACUGAUGCAAUGGACAUCAAACUUACUGAACACGGAACUGAAAUCUCAACUGAAUCCUGCACAGUAACAGAAAGUAAAGAAAUCGUAGACAUGUCAUUUACCAUUGAGAGCCUGAUAGACAUCCCAUCAGAAAUUUCACAUCCAGUCAGCAAACCUGAACUUCCAUAUGUAGGUGUAAUCCAAGAAGGAUUAAAGACAGAUAUGGCUGUAGUCUUUCAAGGGGAUCUUCCAGCAGAUGCCAAAGAGUUCACAAUAAAUUUAAAGAGGGGUGAGAGUGAGGGGGAUGACAUCGCUUUUCACAUCAACCCUCGAAUUGGUGAUGUAGUCAUGCUGAACAGCUUUAGAAAUGGUAGUUGGGAGGAAGAGGAACAUCUUUAA